AUACGAUGUCACAUAUAAAUAGUCAAUAGUCAAUAGUCAAUAGUUUGAUUCAUUCAAGAAAUAUAACAUAAUAUAAUAUGACUAAAACUCGUGACUCCAUUAUCAGUCGCCGGUUAUGUUAUGUCGUUUCUUCUCCACUAGAGUGCAGUCAACUGAAAUGAAUGGCUCAAAACGACCGGAAAUGACGAUGCGGAUGAAUUUCCGUGUUGUUAGCUUAGUCGAGCUAACUUAUUAUACUCAAGACAAACUUUUGUAACGGUUAGCUUUAUUUUUAAACCACUUACAAUCAACGCCGGGUCUUUUUCUUUCAAAUUCUCAACUUUAAUAUUUUUUUUUUAGUUGAGAAAUUGUGUGUUUAGUUCAGGCGUCGGCAGCAUGCGAGACAAUUAACGUGUAAAUAAGUGAAAGAUGUCUGCUGUCAUGUGAAGCUGCGGACGGACCGUCCUGUUAUCGGCGUUUCAAUGGGGAAAAGGAAAGACAUGAUUCACCCCAGGUUCCUUGGUGAAGGCGGCUCCAGCCUGCAUGGCAUCCACAAACGGAAACACAAAAAGCACAAGAAGCACAAGAGGAAGCACCACAGCUUCGCCGAGGCGCCGGAGCCCGUCGUGGUCCCUCGCCCUCCUCCGCAGCUCCGCCUCAAGAUCAAACUGGGAGGACAGACGCUGGGGACCAAGAGUGUUCCCACCUUCACCGUGCACCCCGGUGUGGCUUGUCCACCGUCUCCCUUGAUGAUUAUUAAUAAUGUUGAUGAUGACGAUGAUGAUGACGACGACGAUGAUGAUGAUGACGACGACGAAGAGCCCUCUGUGCCUUUGGAGCAGUAUCGUGCCUGGCUGGAUGAAGACAGUAACCUGGCCAGAUCCCCUCUGCCAGACAUAGACUCGGACUCCAUGCUGGGCGUGCCCGUGGACGAGGAGGAGAGGUGGCUGGACGCUCUGGAGAAGGGAGAGCUCGACGACAACGGGGAGCUGAAGAAGGAGGUGGACGAGUCUCUGCUCACAGCCAGACAGAAAGCCCUGCUCCACAAGCAGCAGUGCCAGCCUCUCCUGGAGCUCCCCAUGGGCUACAAGGAGAAAGAGAUGACCGCGGAGAUGAUGCAGAAGCGCGAGGAGCGAGCCCGGAAGAGACGCCUGCAGGCGGCCAAGAAGGCCGAAGACAGCAAGAACCAGACGAUCGAGAGGCUGACGAAAACCAGCAAGGCCAAGAUCAAGAGCAUGAGGGAGAGGAAGUCCAGGCAGAAUCAAUGUCCCAUGAUCCGGUACAGCGACUGCGCCCGGGGCUUGGCCAUCUCCUUCCCCGCAGGUGUCACCGCGCCGGCGCCAACGGCUCCCCGUCCUGCACCGGCCGCCCCGGUGACCUGCGGGGUCGGCGGCUGCUCCAACCUCAAGAAGUACUGCUGCUCGAAGACCGGCGUUCCUCUCUGCAGCCUCCGGUGUUACAAGACGAACCUGCUGCUCGUUCAGGGCGCCGCGUGAACUUUAACGGGACGAUUCAAUAUGGACCAAUAUGUAGAUUUGUUACAUCGGGAUUGAAACACUUUCUUUUUUUUAGGACAAAAUGUGGAUUUACUUUUUCUCGUCAUGCAUUCUGCAUGUAGCUGUGGCCUAUUAAUAAUAAUAAUGGUUUCCCAGCAGAGGUGCUGGUUACAAUUAAAUUAUGUACAUUAUAAAAUGUGAAGUAAAAACUAUAUUAUGAUU
This is a messenger RNA of Cyclopterus lumpus (lumpfish), 1697 nucleotides long. RefSeq names its product INO80 complex subunit B (gene ino80b). Gene Ontology annotation, cellular component: Ino80 complex. The record is from RefSeq and is a predicted model, not a curated record. Bases 462 to 1475 code for a protein of 337 amino acids. Gene Ontology annotation, biological process: chromatin remodeling. The transcript is spliced from 6 exons. Lineage: Eukaryota; Metazoa; Chordata; Actinopteri; Perciformes; Cyclopteridae.